This is a messenger RNA of Phialemonium atrogriseum, 2779 nucleotides long. RefSeq lists its product as uncharacterized. The coding region runs from base 133 to 2697 and encodes 854 amino acids. The record is from RefSeq and is a predicted model, not a curated record. NCBI's taxonomy places the organism in Eukaryota, Fungi, Ascomycota, Sordariomycetes, Cephalothecales, Cephalothecaceae. Gene Ontology annotation, molecular function: protein binding. The transcript has a single exon.
CAAGCGAGAGCCUUAUCCAGCUUGAAAGGCGAAUUUCACCCAAGCCAAGGCUCUUGCAGUCGUGAUUGUCGUACUUUGUAACCUCUCGCUGAGUUAUUUGAAACCCCUGGGCGAGAAUCCAUUCUUAGCAAGAUGGCCGCAUCUCCAUCAUCAUCGACCACCUCGGAGCCUUUCCAGUACACCGCGUUAGCAGGUUCGAGAGCCAUCCGCCUGCUAGAGAUCUUGGACGAUCAGCCGAGCUCACCCAUGAGAUUUUCGCUUCAUACCUACAACCUAGAUGAAGUCCCAAAGUUCGAGGCUCUUUCGUACACCUGGGACAACCCUCUUCAUGAAAAUAGUGCUGCAUUCCGCGAAACUCUGGCCAUUACCUGCAAUGGCAAGACCCUCGAUGUCAAGCGAAAUCUUCACGAAGCAUUAAUCCAACUGCAUCAGCCAUACAUUGUGGACUAUGUGGAUUCCAGAUGGGAGCGAACUGCACUCCAUUGGGCCGCUGAGAGAGGCCGCCACGAAGAGCUGAAGGUCCAGCUUCAAAAGGGAGCCAGUGUUACCGCCGGAGACCGCCGGGGAUAUACGCCACUACAUUGUGCGGCGUACAAUGGACAUGACGAAAUCAUCAAGACACUCCUCGAGGCUGGAGCAAACCCUAUGCAAAGGGACUACCAGGGAUUGCUAGCACUAGACCGUACUAGGGAGUUGAAACAAACGAGUGCGAUGGAGAUACUAUCGAAAGUCACCACCCUAGUUACUGGAAGUCGAGAUAUCACGACAUCGCCGUCGGAGCUACACAAAGCGUCCAAGAAAGGUGAUCUGCAAUCUGUCCGCAACCUCAUCCGCGUGGGCCACGAGAUCGAUCUGCGGGACGAAUCCGGCAGGACGGCACUCCAUCACGCUGCGCUGCACGGCCAUCUGAACAUUGUUCGGGAAUUGGUUGGCGCUGGAGCUAAUCCUCGAGCCCUUGAUCCGGAAUACGCUACACCGUACCACCUAGCAAGGGAUGGGAACAGGAUCGAAGUUGUCAAGUGGCUGUGGUGGCAUGGAGAAUCAGAAGUCGCCGCAUCCAGACCCAGCCUCCACGUACACAAAGCUUCAUCCCGUUCGCGACCGCGAUACGUCUGGAUCGAUGCUAUAUGCAUCGACCAGAGCAACAUCAGUGAGCGUUCCUCUCAGGUAGCUCUCAUGUCCGACAUCUACCAAUCUGCCGAGUCAGUACGGGUGUGGUUCGGCAGGAAGGACGAGACCUCCGACUUGGGAAUACGGAGUCUACGGCGGCUCGCAACUACCAUGGGUCAAGCUGAAGGACUCGAGUCACAUUUUGAGCCAUUCACGCUUGCUGACGAGACGGCAAUGCUUGAUUUCCUCUGCAGGAGGUGGUUCCAGAGGUGCUGGAUCAUCCAAGAAUUGCUGCUCGCUAGGCAGAUCGUCUGCCACUGCGGGGAUGAGCAAAUUGUUUGGGAAGACAUUUUUGAGGCCUUGCUAGCCUUCAACGACUGGGGCUACGGCGGCGAUCUCCAUCGUCAGAAUGCGACGUCAGAAAAGCAGCUCUUCGCGUUGCGGGUAAUGCGGCGGCUCCAGGUCCUGAGAGAAUGGUACACUUCCCACCGGGACAAGCAGAACUAUUGGGACCUGAACACACUGGUGCCGACAACCAAGGAAUUCCAGUGCGCCGUACAACAUGACAAGAUAUUUUCCCUCCUUGGAGUUGCGCGGGAGACCGAGGCGCGUCGAAGGUUUCUUCCAACACCGGACUACACCAUGCCAGUGAAGGAUGCCUACUGCGCGGCGACCAUGCUCAUGAUCGAAGAGUCGGAAUCACUCACCAUUCUCGAGUUCGGCCAAGGCGAAAGGAUGAAGGAUAGAAGCGUACCAUCGUGGGUGCCUUUCGAAGCGGUCGACCCGCCGUUGGACCGUCUUAACGCCGGGUCACAUACAUACUGGUCUACAGGCCAACCCCCAUUGCAACGACGAACAAGGCCUUCAACCCACCAAUAUGUUCUCCGACUUGAGGCGGCAAAAGUCGCAGACGUCUCUGCCGUAGAGUCAAACACGCUGUCCAAGAGAUGGACAUACGAUCCACAAUGGACCCGCAUGGCGCUUCUUCCCGACUCGGUCUAUCCGCCAUCAGAAACCCGGGCCGAAGCCUUGCGGCAAACCAUCCUGGGAGGAGCGAGCGGGUUCCACCAGCUACAGUCCAGGCUGGAAUACUACCGUCGCGACGGGGGUCUUCUCUUCAAGGACUGGGUCCGCAUCUCCUUCUUGACGCUGGCCCAGCGCGGCGGUUGGCACUGGGAGGACCUCGACAAAGACCUGGAUGAGCUGGGUCGCCUGGCUGAGACGGACCCUGAUGGGAGGUUCCCCACGGCAAGUGAGGUGAAGUCCUGUAGCGGUAUCGUCGAUUGGCGCACCCUUCGAGGAGAUCGGUGGGCUCCAAAUGACCUUGAAUCUCGAUGGCUUUCCGACAUCACCAUGACGGGUCGGAAUAUAUUUACAACUUCCCAGGGCCACAUCGGCAAGGGCCCUUUAUCGACUCAGGUUGGGGAUACCGUUUGGUUGAUUCCGGGGAGCAAUGUUCUUUUUCUUCUUCGCAUGGUUGGAACUGGGCGUUAUGUAAUUGUUGGGGAUUCGUACGUUCACGGCAUUAUGGGGGGAGAGCUCUUGGAGAAUGAGGUGCUCAAUUUCGAAGAGAUUGAAAUAGAGUAGCUGCAGUGUAUCGAUGCCCUUCAGCCACUUAGUAAGCGAUAUAACCGACAAGGGGUUGUUGAGUCAAGGUGUCCGGGCGGAC